Messenger RNA from Scheffersomyces stipitis CBS 6054, 2070 nucleotides. It is a transcript of the gene NOT5, whose product is annotated as CCR4-NOT core subunit. The record is from RefSeq and is a predicted model, not a curated record. Bases 163 to 1995 code for a protein of 610 amino acids. The transcript has a single exon. NCBI's taxonomy places the organism in Eukaryota, Fungi, Ascomycota, Pichiomycetes, Serinales, Debaryomycetaceae. Gene Ontology annotation, cellular component: nucleus; P-body; CCR4-NOT core complex. Gene Ontology annotation, biological process: regulation of DNA-templated transcription; nuclear-transcribed mRNA poly(A) tail shortening.
CAACACAACAGAUACUCCCUGUUGAGAUACAUAAGCAUCACGAUAGUUGCCGCAUAUACCCGAGAUCAUCUUUUCUUUGGUAAUAGCUUCAGCAUUCGCAUCUAACCCCCCAGCAUCUGGAAUCUUGAUUUCCAUAUAGUGAAUGAUUUCCCCAGUGCCGAUAUGAGUACGAGAAAACUACAACAAGAGUUCGACAAGACGAACAAAAAGAUAGCCGAAGGGUUGUCGGUGUUUGACGACAUAUACGACAAGUUGAUGACAUCAGAAAUCAGUUCUCAAAAAGAGAAGUUGGAGUCAGACUUGAAGAAAGAAAUCAAGAAGUUGCAGAGACUGAGAGACCAAUUGAAACAAUGGCUUGGUGACUCAAGUAUUAAAUUAGACAAAGACUUGUUGCAAGAGAACAGAACCAAGAUCGAGCAUGCUAUGGACCAGUUUAAAGAUUUGGAGAAGUCGUCCAAAAUUAAGCAGUUUUCCAACGAAGGAUUAGAAUUGCAGAGUCAAAGGACGAAAUCAUCGAGAUUUGGCCCUGAAGAUGCCAAAAGGGCUGAUGCCUGUAAUUAUGUGAGCGACAUAAUCGAUUUGUUGAACCAGCAAAAUGAUGAAUUAGACCAGAACGUCAACCUGCUCUUAGUGCAAUUGAAGAAAGCCAAGUCUCUGAACCAGGCUCCUAUCCAGUCGUCUAUAGAAGACGAAAGAUACAAGAUAGAACGUAACAACACGCAUUUGACGAAACUCGAGAGCAUCUUACGAAACUUGGAGAACGACCGCUUGGACCCCCAGAAGGUUGACGACAUCAAGGAUGACAUAGAAUACUAUGUAGAAAACAACCAAGAGGAGGACUAUGUUGAGUACGACGACUUCUACGAUGCCUUGGAGAUAGACGACGAAGCUACUUUAGAAGUGCAGGGUUCUCUAGCUCAAAUGGCUGUAGAUACCCAGGAAUACGAGCCUAAAAUCGAUGCUCCUGAACGAAAAGACGAGCCUGUGACUCCAGCAAAACCUGAAUCCAAGCCUCUUCCCACUUCUGCUGCAUCAACUACUACUCCUCAUAAGCCGUCUCCCAGCUCUACGGCUGCUGGAGGGAACACUCCUACCAAAAAAGCUCACAUUGUGCCUGCUCCAGCACCUCCUCCAAUUGCCUACUCUAAUGUAAUCAAGGCAGCUCAGAUGAACGCUCUGGUGGCAGCUGUUUCCGGCUCUCCUGCCGCGUCAGCUGCUACUUUAUCAGGUGCCUCGCCAGUAGUUUCGGGCAAAGCACCUCCAGGCUUGAAUCAUCUCGACAAGUCACCUUCCGUAUCUCCUAAUGUGACCAAUCUGAAGAUAGCUGAGGAAGACACGCCUAAGUUGAUACAAGCACAAACAGCUCAGAACCAACUUCAACUCCAGCAGCACCAUCAGCAACAACCUCCCGCUAACUCACAACUGCCUGUCGGAACAGAAGAGUACAAGGGUUUGUAUGAUACUGUGUCACGUUUCACGACGUUGCCUCAGUCUAGAUUACAGAACCCAUUGCCCUUCCAGGCGAUAGCUGCGUUGUUAGAGUCGUCAUUGCUCAAUUGCCCCGAUUCUUUUGAUGCCGAAAAGCCAAGACAGUAUAUUCCUGUCAACGUGCAUCCCUCGUCCAUCGACUAUCCCCAGGAGCCAAUGUACGAGUUGAAUUCUAGCAACAUCAUGAGAAAAUUUGACAACGAUACGUUGUUCUUCUGUUUCUACUACAGCGAAGGAGUGGACAACUUGGCCAAGUGGAACUCGGCACAAGAAUUGUCUAGACGUGGGUGGAUCUUCAACACCGAGUUGAAGCAGUGGUUUUUGAAGGACACCAAGAACGGAGGCAAGAACCGUUCGAUGUCGGUUAUCCAGAAAGAAGAAGAGCAGGACAGUGUAGACGACUCAGAAAAGGAGGAGAACUACAAGUACUUUGACUACGAAAAGACGUGGUUGACCAGAAGAAGAGAAAACUACAAGUUCACCAACAACUUGAGAGAAACAUUUUAGGGUGGUUGUAGUUGUUACAUGUCUUGUUAGCAUAGCUCUGUUGUAUAUGUAUUUUAGUAUAAAUGUAAUUAUUCA